CGCGAACGGUCGCCGGAAAAACUUCAGAAGCCCGAAGCCGAGAGUGGAGUGUCCGAGUUCGGAGUUUGCUUUUUAAUUCAAGUCAAUACUGUAAAAAACUUAAAAAUAUUUGAUCAUGGCUUCGGAACGCUAUAGUUUUUCACUUACAACUUUUAGUCCUUCUGGAAAGUUGGUACAAAUUGAAUAUGCCUUAGCUGCAGUUGCAGCUGGCGCUCCGAGUGUGGGAAUUAAAGCAGCAAAUGGUGUAGUACUUGCAACAGAGAACAAACACAAAUCAAUAUUAUAUGAUGAACACAGUGUAUCCAAAGUUGAAAUGAUCACAAAAUACAUUGGAAUGGUAUACAGUGGAAUGGGUCCUGAUUAUAGAUUGUUAGUAAAGCAGGCUCGUAAAAUGGCUCAACAAUACUACUUAGUCUACAAAGAAUCAAUUCCUACUGCUCAACUAGUUCAGCGAGUAGCUAUGUUGAUGCAAGAAUACACUCAGUCUGGUGGUGUAAGACCUUUUGGAGUAUCAUUAUUAAUCUGUGGAUGGGAUAAAGGAAAACCAUAUCUCUUUCAAUGUGAUCCAUCAGGUGCCUAUUUUGCCUGGAAAGCAACUGCUAUGGGUAAAAACUUUAUCAAUGGCAAAACUUUCCUUGAAAAGCGCUACAGUGAAGAUUUGGAGCUCGAUGAUGCUGUUCAUACUGCCAUUUUGACUUUGAAAGAAGGUUUCGAAGGACAAAUGACUGCUGACAACAUUGAAAUUGGUAUUUGCGAUGCUAAUGGCUUUAGAAGAUUAGACCCUUCAAAUGUUAAGGAUUAUUUGGCUAAUAUCCCAUAAUUUAAUUUUAUAUUCUGGUAUUCAAAACGUUUGUACGAUUAUGCGUGUUUUAUCAAGGCAAAAGGAUAAAAACUAUAAGAAACACAUAAUAAACUGUUCUUUUAUAUUCUGUGAAUUAUUCUGAUUUACUUACAUAU
This is a messenger RNA of Phymastichus coffea, 957 nucleotides long. RefSeq names its product proteasome subunit alpha type-2 (gene Prosalpha2). The coding region runs from base 116 to 820 and encodes 234 amino acids. Gene Ontology annotation, cellular component: proteasome core complex, alpha-subunit complex; proteasome core complex. The transcript is spliced from 3 exons. NCBI's taxonomy places the organism in Eukaryota, Metazoa, Arthropoda, Insecta, Hymenoptera, Eulophidae. Gene Ontology annotation, biological process: ubiquitin-dependent protein catabolic process. The record is from RefSeq and is a predicted model, not a curated record.